Poeciliopsis prolifica (blackstripe livebearer) is the source of this 885-nucleotide messenger RNA. RefSeq lists its product as uncharacterized. Bases 99 to 548 code for a protein of 149 amino acids. Gene Ontology annotation, cellular component: nucleosome. Lineage: Eukaryota; Metazoa; Chordata; Actinopteri; Cyprinodontiformes; Poeciliidae. The record is from RefSeq and is a predicted model, not a curated record. Gene Ontology annotation, molecular function: protein heterodimerization activity; DNA binding; structural constituent of chromatin. The transcript is spliced from 5 exons.
AUUUGAAAGCUGCUGGAUUGUGUGCUGCUGGCUGUGCAAUUGAGAAACGGGAGUAGUAUUCGUCGCUGGUAUUUUGUCAACACAUUUUACAAGAGACCAUGACUCGCCAUAACCCUGCCAACCGCAGAAAGAGCAAGACCCCUGUCCACCGCCCUCCAAUGCCAGCCCCUGAAACACCUCAGUCAGAAGUUGAUUCCCCGAGGAGAAGUGGACCUUCAUCUAUAUCGAGAAGUCAGACCCCGAAGAAGAGGAGGUUCAGACCAGGAACCAGGGCCCUGAUGGAGAUCCGGAAGUACCAGAAGAGCACUGACCUUCUCAUUAGGAAGACUUCAUUCGCCCGCCUGGUUCGGGAAGUGUGUCAAAUAUUUUCCAUAACCUCUGUCCGGUGGCAGGUCUAUGCGCUCAUGGCUCUGCAGGAGGCUUCAGAGGCCUUUCUUGUCUUGCUAUUGUCAGAUGCCAACUUGUGUGCCAUACACGCAAAGAGAGUCACAGUGUUCCCACGGGACAUUCAGCUGGCCAGGAGAAUCCGUGGGGUGGAUCGCAUGUAAAGUCCACACAACAGCUGAGAGAAUCCCAGCAGCAUUUGGAUGCUAGUGGCUCGGUCCACAUUUCCACAUCUUUUCUGCUGUGUUGGUUCAGUGCCCAGUUAAAAUGUUAAAAUUGGUUUUUAAUUGGCUUCUGAAAGCAAGACAGUUUCCAACCUGAUUUUUUUUUUUUUAACAGUUGGAAAAUGGGCACAUUGUUUCUGUAAAUACAACAGAGACUGUUAAUAAAUGUGUUUCUUGCAGCUUUAAUUCAGCUAUCAUUCACUGUUUCAAAGGCAUUUACUAAAAGUAUAAUGAUGUGUACAUUUUUAUUGUUCAUCAGAAUAAACUUAUUUCGUCU